UUCUCUGGGAGUUACCCACACCUGGUCAACAAGAUUCAGACUCUGUGGAUUCUGGAUCUUACCUGGACACAGCCAGUUUAUCCACCAGAGAGUCACCUCAGAGUCCCUCAUUUUUUAUCAAGAACUAUCUGCGAAGUGUAUCAAAGUGGCUCUUACCCUUUCCCAUUCCAUCCUUCUCUUAUGAUGUGGAGUUAAAGUUACGCAAAGGCAAUGAAGAAUAUGAAAAAAGCAAGAAAGGCAUCAACAUUACAAGAGACAUGAAGAUGGACAUUUUGGACAAGAUUGCUCAGGCAGUUUUUGAUGUGAAAGCCUAUCCUGAUCAAGACCAGAUUGAGUCAGUUGCUUCUGCUCUCAUCAGUACACACCCCUGCCUUCGAGAACCAGGAGGUGGAACAGGGUUUGAUGGUUGGAAAAUGAAUAUAAAAUACAAACUAGGCAAUUACAGGUCCAAACUACGUCAGGCAGGCUGUAAUGAGGUUAGCAUUAACCAGAAGAAACAGAGCCAUGAAGAUGAUGGUGCAGGUCCUUCUUUAAAGAGAGCAAAGCGAGGCGAGAUUAACCAUGUCCCAGACCAUCCAGACAACUACAGUGAUGAACCACUAGAGGAUGAAAGACUGGCUCUGGUUGAGGAGUUUAAGAAGAGGAAUAAGAAUGUUGCACUCAUAAGACAAAAGAUGGAGCUUACUUUCUCUUUGAGGUGUAAGGAGAUUGUGGAGAUGGAGCCUAUGGUGUCAGAGGUCCAGGAACGGUGGCCUGCUAUGUUUUGCGAGGCAGAGAUCAGGGAAGAGUUUCAUGGCAUCACCAACAAGAGCCUACUAGACAACUUCAGAGCAGCCAUUAAUCACCACACUCCAAGGCUUCUUCAACUCUAUCGGACGAGGAAGACAGCUUUUCCACCAGAGAUGAAUGGACUUCUUCAGAGACUUGACAUCUGACAUCACAGCACAUCGCCAAACUGCAGCCAUGAAGGGCCUUCCCUUGUUUCUUCGUGACAGUCAUGAGAAGCUCUUCAGAAACUGUUGUGCCACUGACCCAGAGGAGGAGCAGACAAAGGGCGUCAUUGUGGGUAUCCUCACUGUGCUGGAGGAUGAUGAUACUGCAGCUCCCGCGAGUGUCCUGAGUGUUGCUGUGGUUGUAGAAGAAGCCAUUGUCCUAAAAGAUCUCCCUGACCUGCCAACAGCUUUGGCUUACCUGUUUGGGCUGAUCUACGCUCUAAACCUCAGGUACCCAAAAGACCUGAGGUACACAUUCGAGACAAUCCAGAACGUUUUUAUGGAUCUUGGAACAGACCGGUCUGCAAGGGUCAGAUCCCUGAGAAACAAACUCCUUCAUUGAGCUGACCAUUUCAAUGCUUAAAGUUCUCACAGCUGCAUUGUUAAUAGUUUGAUUAGAUUAAUAAAGAUGAAUCUAUACUUGUUCUGUUUGCUGUUGAAUCCAUGACAUGUUAUAUUCAUUGAUGAAUGGGUUAGAUUACUUAACCUCCAUGUAUACUAGUAUACAAUGUUACAGCAACAGUUCACUGCUAAGAUUGGGACAGUUAAUUGUCUCAUUAGUUUGUAUUUUUCUGUUUGUUUUCUUCAAUAUGUAAGAUAUUGAAUUUGUGUGAAUUGAUUACACAUACUGUACCAUUGAGCAGUAUUACAGAAGCAUUUGCUGAUAAUUUUCAGACUGAAAGUUCUCACAGUAGCCUUAAGAGUUAUUAGAUUAAUAGUGUUUAAUCUCUACAUGUUGGUAUUUGUGUUCUGUAUGUGACAUGUUGUUGUGUACAUGACAGUGUUUUUUAAUCUUGGGUAGUAUAUUGCUUAACCUCAAAGAUGGAUGCAGUGUUACAGCACAAGUUCACUUCUGAGAUUGGGACAGUUUUGGGUCUGAAGUUAUUUUGAACAGACAAAAUAAAACCAAAGUUUUGAACGUC
Notolabrus celidotus (New Zealand spotty) is the source of this 1915-nucleotide messenger RNA. RefSeq lists its product as uncharacterized. The transcript is spliced from 4 exons. Bases 258 to 935 code for a protein of 225 amino acids. The record is from RefSeq and is a predicted model, not a curated record. NCBI's taxonomy places the organism in Eukaryota, Metazoa, Chordata, Actinopteri, Labriformes, Labridae.